Messenger RNA from Dunckerocampus dactyliophorus (ringed pipefish), 6865 nucleotides. RefSeq names its product obscurin like cytoskeletal adaptor 1a (gene obsl1a). The record is from RefSeq and is a predicted model, not a curated record. Lineage: Eukaryota; Metazoa; Chordata; Actinopteri; Syngnathiformes; Syngnathidae. Bases 240 to 6794 code for a protein of 2184 amino acids. Gene Ontology annotation, molecular function: protein binding. The transcript has 25 exons.
CAAUGCCGGUGUAUGACGCACAGACUGCGGUCAUUUUAGUCGCCAAACACAGAGACACAAGCAGGACACACUGACUGACAGCUGAAUAACCUCACCAUUCAAAAGCAGCAGAUCGAAGAACCAAGAGCAAGGGACUCAGAAUUAAUAUGCUGCCAGGCUGUGAAUGCAGGGCAUUUUGGCUUUAAAGAAAACAUCAAAAAAGGUCCAACUUCCUCAUUCAACAGCAAAGUGGUAACAUCAUGGACAUUUUUGGAGGCGCCCCUCGUGUUUUGGGCUACUCGCGCCCUGUGGUGGCACACUGCGGAACAGACACAACUCUCAGGUGCCAAAUUGGCGGGGACCCACGCCCUGACGUGAUCUGGGAGCAUAAAAAUGUCCAGAUUGUGACUGAAGGGCGGUAUAAGCUCUCAGAGGAGGGAAAGUUCUACCUGUUGAACAUCAGGGAGGUGAACGAGCAGGAUGCUGGCCAGUAUAUAUGUAAAGCCAGAAACAGUGUCGGGGAAACGUAUGCCACAGCUUCCCUCAAAGUGGAGGGAAAUGGUCAGCAACUAGACGUUAAUGGUGUAGAGGAGCACAUGACAGGAAAUGGGCAUGUGAAUGGGCACAGCGCAAUACGAAAUGGCGACCACAGAAAAAAGAAUGGAGAGCACAUGCUUGACCAGGAGGACUUCACGUCUGAUGACAAACCGAGGUUCCUUAUCAAGCCCUUGUCGUUACGAGUGGACAGAGGCGAGGACGCCGCCUUCUCCUGCAAGGUCUGGGGCAAGCCACUGCCGGAGCUGCUGUGGGAAAAAGAUGGCAAGAAACUGAACGACAUCUUUGAGAGCUCCCACUUCGCUGUUAGCAGUCAAGAAGGUGGAUGGUUCCAGCUUAAGAUUUAUCGAACGCGCAUGCCUGACAAGGGUGUCUACACCUGCAAGGCAAUCAACUGUAAUGGCGUGGCCCUGGCUGGUGCAGUCCUCCUUGUUGAGCCUGUGCCAGAGCGUGUGGAGAGCAAAUUAUCCAGUCAGUCAAAACACCGAGGAGGGAAGCUCAGUUUGUUGAGGCUCAAGGAGGAGCCAUCGGUCAGUGCAUCUAAGGUCAAGAAGUUCGUGGUGGUAGAGGGGAAACACGCCAAGUUCCGCUGCUGUGUCACAGGGAAACCAAAGCCAGAAAUCAUCUGGAAGAAGGAUGGGGUGCCCCUCGAGCCCGGCAGGCGCCACCUCAUAUUUGAGGACAGAGAAGGCUACUACACGCUCAAGAUUCUGUACUGUAAAGUUCAGGACACAGGGCUGUAUGUGUGUGCUGCAUCCAACGCUCUUGGAAACACUCUCAGUGCUGUUCAUCUGUCAGUCAAAGGCACUCAUGUACGAUUCAAGUGUCCCUUAAAAGAUGUGGAAGCAAGGGAGAGGGACAUUGCUGUGCUGGAAUGUGAGGUUCCCGAUGAGUCUGUCCCUAUCACCUGGUACCUGGAGGAUCACAGGCUGAUGCCCAGCAGCAAAUACGGGAUGGAGCAGCAAGGUACCAGGCGAAAACUCACCAUCCAAGAUGUGGGAAUGGACGAUGAUGGAGUGUAUCUCUGCGAGACGCCAGAUGGGGCAAAGAGCAUAGCAGAGCUGUUGGUCAAAGGUAAAAUAGUACGUAAGCUUCCGCGAAAGGUGGAGGUGUUGGAAGGCGAGAAUGCUGCAUUUUGUGUGGAAGUAGAGGACGAAGACAUGGAGGUCCAUUGGUUCAAAGACGGACUAAAACUGCACGACACUCAUCAGACAAUCCUCAAGUCUUUUGGAAAAACUCACAUGCUGGUCUUUGUCAAUGUGGCCUACCAAGACUCUGGGGUGGUGACUUUUAUCACGGGAAGAUCCAAGACUUCGUCACGCCUUAAAGUCAGGGCCACAAGACACUGCCCACCGAUGUGUCCCGUUGGAGUCAAAAUGGAUGUGGAUGGUCCAAACGGAGCCUUGCUCUCUUGGGUUCCUGCGCCAAACAGCCAGACAACUACUCGCUCCAUCUUUGUGGUGGAGAGACAGGAGUUGGGCUCACUAGAGUGGCAGAAGUGCUUCACCUCCGAGACCGGCACCUCAACUGAGGUCUGCGGAAAUGGUGUGCCACAUGAGGGAGACUACCGUUUCAGAGUCUGUUGCAUCAAUAAGUAUGGCCGCAGUGGCCAUGUAGAGUUUCCAAAAGUUGUCCAUCUUGUUCCAGGGCCAAAGAUUUACAGUCAGCUUCAGGGCCUCGAGGUCACAGAGGGAGAAGAUGCUGUCUUUUCCAUCGGGCUCUCGACCUCAAUUGUUGGUUCGUGGUUUUUGAACAGUGCCCAACUGCAAAACGGUGGACGAUAUUCUAUAAAACAGUCGAAAACACAGCAUACCUUGGUUAUUCAUGAAACCGUCACUACUGAGGACGAGGCGGAAAUUACAUUCAUCGGCAACGGGGUGCGAGAUUCAGCUGUUCUCAAGGUUAAACCAGCUGUGGUGAAGUUCAGUCCUCUUUUGGAAUCUGACAGCAGCAAGAGGGUGGAGACUGGUGACGUCAUUGUGCUGUACUGUGAAGUCUCCUGCCCUUCGGCUAAAGUAAGCUGGUUCAAAGAUGGUGAGCAGGUGCAGGCGAGUGACAGUAUGAAGAUCCAAUCAGAUGGAAACAUGAGGAGAAUUGUGAUCCACUCAGCUGAGAAGCAUCACACUGGAGUUUACACAUGUCAGACAUCAGGGAAUGUCAUCGCAUUCACUGUUGACGUUGCAGGUCCUCCAGUGGAGUUCAGCCGAGCUCCUGAAGAAGAGCUCCAUAAGAGCAGCAUGGAGCUGGACCCAGUGGUACUGCUCUGUCAUGUCUCCAGAGAGGAUGCUCAAGUUGUGUGGUAUAAGGACGGUUGUGAAAUUGAACCCAGUGACAACUUCACCGUGCAGGCAGAGGGAACCCUGAGGAGGCUGAUCAUACGCUCUGCCGAAGCCGCAGAUGCGGGCAGCUAUACCUGCCAAGCAGGAAACAACAGCAUGGAGUUCAUUGUCAAUGUCCGAGAGCCCCCAGUGAUGAUUGUAAACCCCAAAGACGAUGUUGUGAUGGAGCGUUACAUUUCCGAGGAAAUUCAGCUGCAAUGCGAGUUGUCUCGCACCGGUGGAAAGGUGCAGUGGUUCAAAAAUGGCGAGGAGGUGAAGGAGGGUCGCAAUAUCCAGCUGUUAAGAGAAGGUCCCUACAGGAGGCUGACCAUUCUCCGCAGCACAGUGGAGGAUGGGGGGGAGUAUAUCUGCGAGACAAAUGGGGACUCUGUAUUCUUCCAACUGACUGUCACAGAGCCCCCUGUACGAAUCCUUUCCCCCACCGAGUCGGUGCUUGAACUUACCCAACUGGAUUCCACAAAGCUACAGCUCAGAUGUGAGAUCUCACAUUUAGAAGCUCAUGUCACAUGGUACAAAGAUGGCCUGGAGGUAGAGGAGGGUCCAAACCUCAUCCUGGAGGUAGACGGGGCAAAACGUCAACUGGUUAUCCCUGUGGCCUCUGUAAAGGAUGCCGGAGAGUAUGUGUGUGACACUGAAGAUGACUCAGUUACCUUCAUGGUGACUAUUAAAGAGCCACCGGUGGCGCUUUCCCGUCUUGACAACACACUGAUGAAACUGGAGAGUUUUCCAGGGAAGCCAAUAAUAUUGGAGGUCCAGGUGUCACGCCCCAAUGCGGAUGUGAAGUGGCUGCAAAAUGGGCAAAAGAUGGAGGAGAGCAGUUCUGUGACCAUAACAGAGAAUGGUUUAAUCCGUCGUUUAACGAUCCACUCUCCUUCUGUGGGAGAUUCUGGCACAUACAGCUGUGACGCCGUAGAUGACAGGCUUGACUUCCAGGUCCAAAUUUCAAAGCCCCCGGUGAAGAUAUUAAGGAAGUCUGACAUUGACACAAACCUCAAGGUACUGAGUUCUGAUGACAUUGUGUUAGAAUGUGAGCUCUCCAGCACCGAUGCCGAAACCAAAUGGUACAAGAAUGGCUGUCGAAUUGAGGGUGACGGAAGAUUCUGCGAGGAGGAGGAAGGCACUUUCCGCUCACUUGUCAUCCUCAAUGCUGAGCUUGGAGACUCUGGAGAAUACUUUAUGGAUGCUCAAGAUGACAACAUUAGCUUCAUGGUUACAGUGCAAGAGCCUCCUGUGGCCAUUUUGGGCAACUCAAACGAUGCGGACUUCCAGGAAAUGACAGCAGGUGACGACUUGAUCCUGGCUUGUGAGGUGUCCCGUGCAAACGCUCCUGUCCAGUGGUACUGCAAUGAUAAGCUUCUUGUCAAUGACUCUCGCACCUGUAUCGAAUGCUAUGGGACUCUGAGGAAAAUCAUCAUCUCAAACGUCCAACCUUCGGAUUCUGGGAAGUACAUAUGUGACGCAGUGGAUGACAUGCUGAUCAGUAUUGUUAGAAUUCAAGAACCUCCAGUGACGUUUGUAAAUAAGGAGGAUGACAUUGUUGUGACUGGUUACGAGGCAGAAAGUGUGACUUUGACCAGCUGUGUGUCCAAGGACAGUGCGCUGGUGCGCUGGCUGAAAGACUGGACACCAGUUGAAGGUGAGCGUUUCCAGGCACUCAUUGAAGGACAUAGGCGUACCCUCACCAUUGCACCUUUGAGGCGCUCGGAUGCUGGAGAGUACACCUGUGAUGUCAGCACUGACCAAAUCCACUUCAGCCUGCUGGUAAAAGAAAUGAGAAUAAAAUUUGUAAAGCCACUGCAAGACACUGUGGCUUACGCCGACGGAAUGGUGACCCUUCGCUGUGACGUGUGCAAACCCAAAGCGGAUGUGCAGUGGUUGAAGAAUGGUGUUGAGGUGGUUCCAAAUAGAAGGUUCUCCAUUCGAGCAGAUGGAGUCGAGCAAAGUUUGACCAUACACCGUUUGACAAGGGAGGAUUCUGGAGAAUACUCCUGCGAGUCCAGAGAUGACAGGACGGCAGCAACACUUACAGUACACAUGCCCCGGGUGGUGGAGUUCCUCACUGAGCUCCACAACACCGCUGUUCUAGAAGGAGAAGAUGCGACCUUCAAGUGUGUGGUUUCGCCUGAAGAUGUACAGCUCGUCUGGUUCAUGGACAAUGAGGUGAUCUAUCCUACUGACCGUUUCCAGGUCACACAGAAUGGUCUGUGCCACACCUUAGUGAUCAGGACGUGCCAGAUGUUGGACUGUUCCAAAAUCACAGCUGAAGCCGAAGGCACAACAAGCAAAGCAAGCCUCAAAGUCCAGGAGGCUCAGAUUAUGUUUACAAAGAAAAUGGAGGCUGUCAUGGCAGAAGAGUUUGGUGAUGCCACCCUGGAGACGGAGAUCAGUCUUGAAAUCGGCGAGGUUCAGUGGAUGAGGCAGGGGGUGGUCAUCCAGUCUGGGCCCCGACAUACACUCACCCAGGAUGGUCGUAAACGCCGUCUGACAAUUCACAGUUUGAAUCUUACGGAUCGUGGAACCUACCGAUGCGAGACUCUGCACGACAGGACCCAGGUCAAGCUAAAUGUAGAGCCCCGCAAAAUAUCCAUCCGUAAAGGCCUGACUGACCAGGAAACCUUUGAACGUGAGACAGCAUCUUUUGAGGUGGAACUGUCCCACAGUGAUGUGGAGGGCGUUUGGCAGAAGGACGGCAUCAGGGUGAAGCCAAACAACCAGUUCAGGGUGAGCUCCAAUGGGCGAGUUCAUGGCCUCACCCUUUGUAACCUCACUCUGGAGGACACCGGUACCAUUGCCUUCUCUGCCGAAGGGGUGCGCACGACUGGCAGGCUAACAGUCAAAGAGACUCCGGUCACCAUCUUGAGCGCUCUGGCUGAUGUCCGUGUUGAAGAAGAAUAUCCUGCCACUCUGGAGUGCGAGUUCUCUCGACAAAACAUUGAUGUCAGAUGGUUCAAGGGUCGGACAGAACUAAAGCCAGGUAAGAACUACCGGAUCUACUCCAUGGGGCGAAAGAAGUUCUGUCAGAUCCUACAGUGCUCUGUGGCGGAUGCUGGUAUCUACACGUGUGAUGCUGGGGAAAGCAGUACUUUCUGUUCGUUGGAGGUUUAUGAGCAUGAGCUGACGAUUGUCCAGGAUCUGGAGGAUCUUUACAUCCAGGAGGAUCAGAACGCAGUCUUCAUGUGUGAGAUUUCCCUCGAGGAUGUGAACGGAGAGUGGUAUAAGGAUGGACACAAGAUCCGGCCUACCUGCACCAUCAAGACCCGCACAGAAGGCACCAAACACUUCCUGCUGAUGUGCAACGUCAAAGUUGAGGACGCUGGAGAAAUACGCUUUGUGAGCAGAGAUCUUGUAUCUACAGCUUACCUCGAAGUAGAAGAGCUCCCAGCGUCCAUCCUCAAACCCUUACGGGACAGGACGGCUUUGGAGAAACACCGUGUCAUCCUCGAGUGCACCGUGUCUUCACCUCGCUGUAGCGCCACCUGGUACCGAGGCAAGGAAAGGCUCGACCCCUCAGAUCGAGUGGAAAUCCUGGCCGACGGCUGCUCCCAUAAAUUGGUCAUCCAGCAGGUAGCGGUGGAGGACGAGGGCACCUAUAGUAUUGAGGUUGGGGAGCACACAUCCAAAGCCAAACUCAUGGUGGAAGCUCAGGAGCUUGUAAUGGUGCGAGAGCUGGAGGAUGUGGAGGCAACGGAGAAUGAAUCAGCGACUUUCCAGUGUGAGGUCUCUGUGCCGAUAAGCAGACCCCCAGUUUGGACGCUGAACGGCGAGAGCCUUCAGCACGGCCCCUCGGUCCGCGUGGAAAACCACGGCACUGUUCACAAACUCACGCUGAAGAAGACCAGCUUGGACAUGAGCGGCGUGGUCAAGUUCAACGUAGGCAAGGCAAAGAGCAGCGCCGUGCUCAGCGUGACAGAAGCCGUAUGACCACGAACAACACGGCAGCAACGCGGAUCCUUUUUUACCGUAAUAUUUAUUUCCCUGAUCAAGACUUCUAG